GGCGUGUUGUGCUUCCUGGGUCAGAUGCUGCGUGAUCCUGUCAGGUGCGACUCCCUCGGCUGCUGCCCCCCUGAGAGAUAGGAAGUGCCCUGAAUCUCCGCUGUCUUAUCCCUGCACUUGGAGGCCCUGGAUCUUCACCGAGGUGGACCUCACCAUGAAGCAGCCUUGGGCCCUGCAGUCGUUCGCUCCGGAAGACCUGGAAGCUGAACAGUUGCAUGGAUGAUGAGUAAGAACAGGGAGGAGAAUUCUCAGAAAGCUGGCCCCAAAACGGCAGCAUCCCAGAGUUCUAAGUGGGGAGAGACCGUCCUGAUUUGCUCUCUGCGCAGAUCAGUGAGGCAAAGGAAGGCACAGGAGAGGCCUGCUCAAUGUUAUGAAGGUUCUAAGACUUGGAAGGAAAAAAUUGGAAAUGAAAACACAGGAGCUCUUUGUGGGAAAAGCAACCGACAACAUCUGGGACACCAAACACAUGAUAGAAUCAACUUGGAUGGGAACCUUUUGAAGUGCCUUGACUGUGGGAAGGGACUUUUGAAUCCAUCAGCUUUCAGAAGGCAUAAGAAAUUCCACACAGGAGAGAAACCCUUUAAAUGCUCUGACUGUGGGAAAAGCUUCAUGGAAAGCAACCACCUCAUUCAGCAUCAGAGAAUCCAUACUGGAGAGAAACCCUAUGCAUGCUCGGACUGUGGGAAAGAAUUUACCCAGAUCUCGCACUUAAUUCACCACCGCAGAAGCCACACGGGAGAGAAGCCUUAUGGCUGCCCCGAAUGUGCAAAGAGCUUCAGUUUUAAGUCGGCUCUGGUACGGCAUCAUAGGAUCCACACGGGAGAGAAGCCAUAUGAAUGCCCUGAUUGUGGGAAGUGCUUCAAUGUCAGCUCCCACCUGGCACGUCACCAGAGGAUGCAUCUCAAGGAGGCAACUCUGGCGGCAGUGGAAAGCUUGAGGGGCAGUGCGGCCCUUGUUAGAUGCCACAGGACACAGAGGUUGCACCACUGCACAGACUGUGGGAAAGGCUUUUUCUGCAAUAGAGAUCUUGUAAGACAUCAGAGAAAAAUCCACAAAGGAGGAGGGAGAUCUGGGAAAGCUUCAACCACAAAUCCAACCAUAUGAGACAUCAGUGCAUCGAGGCACAUACCUUAUAGUGCUAAAUAUCCAGAGCUGAGAAAUGUUCUGCUGCUCUGUAAUAGACUUAUGAGAAUGCUGCAUGCAGAGAUAAAGAGAUCCUGUUGCACUCAUCGAAUUGUGCAGCUGGAAAUGCCUGCGUUCUGCAGUUGAAAUAAAUGAUAUAAUUUAUUAUUAUUGUCAGAAGUGUACUUUAAAAAAAUAAAGAAUAUUUAUUGAAAGAAA
Heteronotia binoei (common prickly gecko) is the source of this 1341-nucleotide messenger RNA. Its product is annotated as zinc finger protein 22-like. NCBI's taxonomy places the organism in Eukaryota, Metazoa, Chordata, Lepidosauria, Squamata, Gekkonidae. Gene Ontology annotation, biological process: regulation of transcription by RNA polymerase II. The coding region runs from base 220 to 1104 and encodes 294 amino acids. Gene Ontology annotation, cellular component: nucleus. The transcript has 2 exons. The record is from RefSeq and is a predicted model, not a curated record. Gene Ontology annotation, molecular function: DNA-binding transcription factor activity, RNA polymerase II-specific; RNA polymerase II transcription regulatory region sequence-specific DNA binding.